This is a messenger RNA of Didymodactylos carnosus, 3984 nucleotides long. The record is from the annotation of a GenBank genome assembly. Lineage: Eukaryota; Metazoa; Rotifera; Eurotatoria; Philodinida; Philodinidae.
AUGUCACCUCCAACAUCCUCAGCUAUGACAAAUUCCGCUUCAAAACAAACAUCAACAUUUUCCUCAAACAUUCACCAACAGCAACAACACCAAUCAGGCCAACAAUAUUCAGAGAAUGUUAGCUAUACUCUAUCCAAUGUCCCAGAAACAUUUUAUGUCACGCCAGUGACUGAAUUAGAAAAACUAGAUGAUUGGAAAUAUCCAUCCGUAUUUAAUAAAUUGAGACAUGAACAAAUCGAUACGGUAGAGGAGGAAAAUGUAGAAUGGAGGUUAAAAGAUAGAAUGAAAACUGUAAGUGUUGCACUUGUGAUGUGCUUACAUAUCGGUGUUGAUCCACCUGACAUUACAAAAACAAAUCCAUGUUCAAAACUAGAAUGUUGGAUUGAUCCAUUUUCAAUGACACCUCGACGCGCAAUAGAAACAAUUGCAAUUGAAUUACAACGCCAAUAUGAACGAUGGCAAUCGAAAGCACGUUAUAAAUCAAGUUUAGAUCCAACACAAGAAGAUAUUAAAAAAUUAUGCCUCACAUUACGACGAAACGCUAAAGAUGAACGUAUACUAUUUCAUUAUAACGGUCAUGGCGUUCCUCGUCCAACAUCAAACGGCGAAAUUUGGGUAUUUAAUAAGAAUUUUACCCAGUAUAUUCCAUUAUCAUUGUAUGAUCUUCAAAAAUGGAUGGGUAGUCCUUCAAUCUACGUGUUUGAUUGUUCAAAUGCAGCUAUAAUCGUUAAUUUAUUUGUAAAAUUUGCCGAACAAAUUGGAAAAGAAUUUGAAGAAGCGCGUCGUACUACACCAAAUGCUCCAUGUCCUCCAUUGGCUACGAAUGACAUUUUAUUAGCUGCAUGUAGUGAACAAGAAUUAUUGCCAAUGAACGCUGAAUUACCAGCUGAUUUGUUUACUUCAUGCUUAACAACACCAAUUAAAAUUGCAUUAAGAUGGUAUGUUUUACAGAAGAAUAUAAGCCGAUUAAAUCCGACAAUCACUUUGGAAAUGAUUGACAAAAUUCCUGGGACAGUAACUGAUCGUAAGUCAAUGCUAGGUGAAUUGAACUGGAUAUUUACAGCUGUCACAGAUACGAUUGCUUGGAACUCAUUACCGAAAGAAUUAUUUCAGCGUUUAUUUCGUCAAGAUUUAUUAGUAGCAAGUUUAUUUCGAAAUUUUUUAUUGGCUGAAAGAAUAAUGAGAUCAUAUGGAUGUCAUGUUGUAUCGAGGCCAGAAUUGCCACCAAUGUUUGAGCAUACUUUAUGGAAUGCAUGGGAUAUGGCUUUGGAUUUAUGCUUAAAACAAUUGCCAUCUGUUUUAAAACAACUGGAGGCGGGUGUACGGGAACCUCAAUAUGAACCAAAUAGCUUUUUUGCUGAUCAGUUAACAGCAUUUCAAGUGUGGCUAGGAGAAAAUACACUUUUAUAUCAAAAUGAUAAGAUGAUUAAUCCAGAACAAUUACCCAUCGUUUUACAAGUUCUUCUAAGUCAAUCACAUCGUUUACGCGCAUUAGACCUAUUAGCAAAAUUUCUUGAUCUUGGUUCAUGGGCUGUAAAUCUGGCAUUAUCGGUUGGCAUAUUUCCAUAUGUUUUACGUUUAUUACAAGCAACAAGUGAUGAUUUGAGACGUUAUCUUGUAUUUAUUUGGGCAAAAAUAUUAGCCUUAGAUAAAAGUUGUCAGGGAGAUAUUAUUCGAGAAAAAGGUCACGACUACUUUAUUCAAACGCUGACAGAUGCUCGGAUACCAAAGGAUGUUCGAGCCUUGGCCGCAUUCGAUUUAACAUGUCUGGUCGACAAUAAUUCUGCUGGACAAGAAGCUUUGCUAUCAUUGAUCUCUCGUUCUUUUGAUUUACUGAAUACACCUUCGAUUCAACUUGUCUCUUCAUUAUCAUCCAAUUCAUUUUCAACAUCCUGUUCUGAUCAUGAUCUAUUUUUAUGGUUAACAUUAUUUUUGGCACAAUGUUGGAAGAAAAAUUCGAAUGCAUGUGAAAAAGCAAUAUUAAGUGGAGCUCCUGAUCAUUUACAACAACAAUUGUUAAAUAGUGAUUCGGCAGAAGUACGAGCAGCAAGUGCCUAUGCAUUUGGAACAUAUUUAUCUACUCAGGAAUAUAGUGAAAAACGAAUUGAACAAAAUAGAAAUAUAGCAACAAUUUUAUUAACGAGUAUUUAUGAUUGUUCACCAAUUGUUCGAAAGGAAGUAUUAGUUGCUCUAUAUUAUUUUAUGAAUUUAUUUCCAGUUCAAAUUAUCAAUUCAAUUAACGGAAUGAUUAGUAAUGGACAAGCAGAAGAUUUAUCUUUUAAGAUUGUUACGACAGAAUCAGCAACGCUUAGAGGUCCAAGACGAACAUCGACCGAAGCAAAGAGUCGAACAACAUCUGAGACACCAACGGCCGAUAUACCAUCUGCAGCUAUAACAUCAGAAAAAAUCGAACCAUUAAUAUCUACAAAAUUUUAUCAGUGGUGCUGUAGUCGAUUUAGAAAACCAAAUACAGCUGUAUAUUCUGUUGCUUAUUUAUUUUUAAGUUUCUAUGAAUUGAUCGGUGGAAAAGCAGAUAAAAAAUAUCAAUUUACUGUUCCUCAAACAAAUGCUUCAUUACAAGCAAAAAUACAAUCAAAGAUAACCAGUUUAGAUUUUAUGAAUGCUCACGAUCAGACACUUGUUUGUGUUGGCUCAACUGAUAAUGCUAUUCGAAUUUAUGAACCAAAAUUUCCAAAUACAAAUGGUCCAGAUGUAUCUUCACAUCGUCUAGUAUCAUCAUGGAUUGCUUUAUACGAUAUUCAUAGAAUAGAAACACGAAAAUCCUAUAAUCUUAUAUUUGAUUGGAAUCAAAACUUAUCUCGAUUUUAUACAUCCGGUGAUGUUAAUUGUGUAAGACUAUGGGAUGUUGAAAAGGAAAAGUGUCUACAAGAGAUGCUAACUGGAUCUCCAACUGGUGUAACAGCAAUUUGUUCAGAUAAAAAUGGACAUUGUGCUGUGGGAUUAGCUGAUGGCACAUUAAGAUUAUUUGAUGUUCGAUCACGUGAUAGUACAUCAACAAUUAUAUCAACAGAUUCGAAACAUCCACAAAGAAUAAUAUCCGUGGCAUUUUUACAAAGUGAACCAGAUCGAUUAUUAUCAAUAUCUGGUACCGGUGAAUUACAUCGUUGGGAUAGACGAAAUGGUGGAAUUUAUGCAUUCCCAUCGACAAAAGAAACAAAUUCAAAUUCAGUAUUAGUCGCUGAUGUUCAUCCAGCAGCAAAUGUUAUUGCCAUUGCUAGACAAUCAGAGUUACAGUUAAUUAGUUGUCUUGGUGAUAAUAUGGUUGAUAUUCGACAUCCAAAAUUAUCUUGUGCAACAUGUAUGCAUUUUCAUCCGUAUAAACAAUUGUUAGCUGUUGGAUUUAAUGAUAGUUUUGUAUCGUUGUUUUCUGGCACUGGUACCAAAAAAUCACCGACAAAACGAUUAAAUAAUGAACAAAGUUCAGCAUCAAAUGAUCAAAGUUCAACUUCUUCCGGUUCGCCAGCAUUGACGAAUUUUACUCCAUCAUCGUCCUUUAAAACUGUUACACCAUAUAAUUAUGUUGGCAAAUGUCCAUUAACUCGUUUUGGAGUCUAUGGUAUUAUUGAAGAACUUGGUAUUCCAUUGUGUCCAGAUGAAUGUCAAACAUCAACACAUAUACUUCGAUAUCAUUUAGUCAAUGUUCAUCGUAUGAAUUAUGAAUGUGCAAAAAAGUUAAUAUUAGCUCUAAUGAAUAAAGCCGAUGAAAAUGAAAUGGUUUUUAAAAAUGAUGAACAUGUUGCUAUAUCAAAUUUAAAAUAUCCAUGUCCAUUAUCAUCAAGAGAUAAUGAACAAUUUAAAGAUUAUCCAUUAUGGAAAAAUUGUCCAUGUCUAAUAUCAAAUGAAAUGUGUGUUUUCCAAUUAAGACCAAAUGAAUUAAAAAAACAUUUGCGUUUACAUCACAAUAUUGAAGAUGAUACAAGUUUACAGUAUAUAUUAACAAAUUCACCAGAUUUUCUUCAAUAG